GGGGCGAGGUGAGGUGGGGCGGCACGGCGGCGGUGAGGGGUGUGCGCUCGGUGCUGCGGGGCUGGGAGUCUCCGCCCGGCGGCUCGCUUCCCGGGCACGGCGCGGGAGCGGAGCGAGCGAGGGAGGUUUGCUACUCGCGAAAUGUCGCAGGCUGCCAUGUCCGAGACCUACGAUGGAAGCAUUUUUUGUCUACCAGAUUUCCUGUUUAAGUUCUUGGUCAUAGGAAAUGCUGGGACUGGAAAAUCCUGUUUACUACACCAGUUUAUUGAAAAGAAAUUUAAAGAUGAUUCGAAUCAUACCAUAGGAGUGGAAUUUGGUUCAAAGAUAAUAAAUGUUGGUGGUAAAUAUGUGAAAUUGCAGAUAUGGGAUACAGCAGGACAAGAGAGAUUCAGGUCUGUAACAAGAAGUUACUAUAGAGGUGCUGCAGGUGCUUUACUUGUCUACGACAUAACCAGCCGAGAAACCUACAAUGCUCUCACUAAUUGGCUGACGGAUGCAAGAAUGUUAGCAAGUCAAAAUAUUGUGAUAAUACUGUGUGGAAACAAAAAAGAUCUUGAUGCAGAUCGUGAAGUAACCUUUCUAGAAGCAUCCCGGUUUGCACAAGAAAAUGAGCUUAUGUUCUUGGAAACAAGUGCACUAACGGGGGAAAAUGUUGAAGAGGCCUUUGUACAGUGUGCAAGAAAAAUACUCAAUAAAAUUGAAUCAGGAGAAUUAGAUCCAGAAAGAAUGGGCUCAGGUAUUCAGUAUGGAGAUGCUGCCUUGAGACAGCUGAGAUCACCACGAAGAGCACAAGCACAAAGUGCUCAGGAAUGUGGGUGUUAAAGAAGCAAAACACAAAAUCCAAAAUACUCACUUUAGAUACAGAAGCUGUCCAUGCAAAUGGUGUUUGAAAAAAUAAAGCUUGAAAGCUGUGCAGUUUUGAAAACCAUCUUUCUGCUGUGUACAGCCAGAGCAGACCACUGCUGACAGAGGUGCAUCGUGUGGUAUGGAGCAGGAAUGUUCAUGUGGCACAAGCCUGCAAAGUGAACCUGCUAACUCAGUGGGAAGUGUUAAAGUGAUACCUGUAUGUAAACGUUUUCCAUUACCUAUUUUUAUUUCACCUUUAGUUGAAAGCGUUACUAUAUACUGUAAAUAAUGUAACAGUAAAUUUACAAAGCAUGAUAUAUAUAUAUAUAUAUGAUAGAACAUUGCACUACAACAGUUUAAUAUUUUAUUUUUUUAUUAUAGAAACUAAAAGUUAACCGAAGUAGGCUUUGUCGUGUUUGUUGCAUAAUAGUUUAUAUUUAUGCCAUGAAUUAUAAAAAACCACUGGCAGCCUCAGUGAGGGAUGGCUGUUUUUUCCCCCUCCCAAUUUCUUUUGCAACAUUCUGACCAGGUGUUUCUAUGACUGGUUUUCAAUAUGAGGUUAGUUUUGGUUGCUUGGUUUGGGUAAUACAUCAAGUUGGAGUAGUCAUUUUUAUUGAAGUUUACCUGUUUUAUCACAAUUCUUGUAUAUCAUCUUUUGAAGCUCUUUUAUCAAACUGUAAAAGUUCAGGAAAACAUGCUUUAACUCUCUCAAAUGGCUGUUAACUGAUGUGGAUUUGGGAAUUUUUGUUUUCUUGGUUCUGAUGUUUUGUAUAGCACUGGUGUCAUGAAGAUAGUAUGUAUAUGUGAACAGAGUUGUGCAUCUUCUGUGUGUUUUGUAAUUCUAGUGUUGGGCAUGGGAUUCUGGACACCUGUCACAGUAGGAGUUUUAUUAACCUCUGAUUGCUAAGUAAGCAAUCACCUGUAGAAAAAAGGAUUUCUGCUAAGCAUACCUUGUGAGGUACAAACUGAACCCAGGUUGGUUCUUCUAAAGUAUCCUGAAUGUAUGAUUUAGAAUACUGGUAUCUUAAACAUAAAAUACAAUUAAGAGCUUGGAUGGUGAAGUUAGACUUCAAAAUCAGGAGCUGAAGAGUCUGUCUUGCUGGAGCCCUACCUUUUGAACUUCUGGGGAAAAUAUGGUACGUAACGCUGUCAACAUUGCUUCCAGGAGACUCAUAUGAGAGAAGAAAGAAAGAAAUGCUGCUGAUGUAGUUCAUUCUUCCUGUGAAACUCAUCAGGGGAAACAUCAGCCUUCGUGCUGACUUCAUUUCUCAUUCAAGCAAUUCAUACUUCCCUUCUGGUUCUUCUAUGGCAAGAAGGAGGUAAACGGUGAGGGGUUAAGAAUUCUGUUGCCAGUGCUCAGCUGGGGACAGAAUAGACUGGCAGAGGGCUUAAGCAUGAGGACAGAACCAUGAGUAGUAUGUGUCAUUUUUACAGUGUCAUGACAAUUGAUCAGAUAAGAGAUGCGGCUUUCAUGUUGUCAGAUAAGGAGCUGUGGAAAGUGUUUCUGGAGGUAUCUGAACUCAAAUUGUUGUCACAAGGGAAAUGAUGUUGUGUGGAUAUAAACUGCUAGUAAUGUUUUUACUUAGUUCCUUAUGUAAUUAAAAAUUGGAAGUCUUUUGGAAAUGCAAGUGAACACAGAAAAUAGUUUAUCUCACCAGAACACAGUAUGAAAAUUCCAAGGAAAAACAUGCUUUAUUUUCUAUAUAUGAGUAUUUUUUUAAGGGACACUUGUCAGGCACAUAAAAACUAAAUCAGAAAACUGAACUGCUGCUGUGAUUCAGAGGGCAGUUAAAGCACACAAGCAAACCAAGGAUGCUACAGAGAAGGUGAUAUUCCAUCUUUCAUAGAAUUAGAACUGAGUGGGAAAAAAUAAUUGUUCUGACACUUUUGUUUCAAAUGGAUGUUUAUCUUAAAACUAUACACCUUGGCCAUCUCUGAAAUAAAAAUACAAAAUAAUUUAACUCUAGACUCUUCCAGUACACGUAAGUUUUUAAAAGACUGUAGAGUCUGAAGUCUUGUUACAGCUCUCUGCUGUGUCCUGUAUUAUUUAGGAUUUAGCUUUGUUGCAUAACUAAUAAUAAUUAUUCCUAAGGCUUAUUCUCUUCUUGAUAAAAUUCAGUGUUUGUUUGGGUUUUUUUUUUUUUGAGGCAUCUUAAUUCUGCAUUUACAAGAUGGAGGUGCCAACAGCAGUCCCUUGAAGUAGAGCUUGGAUGCAGUUAGCUCCUCUACCAGUCCAAAUGGCCUGCUGUUCAACUGUGAUGUUUUGCAUUUUUGCCAGAGUUCUGGAGGAUGGCAGAGUGAAGGGGAAUGUGUCAGUUCUGAAACACCAAACCAUUACUGAAAUGUUGGAAAAAAUAAUAGAGGAAUCCACUUCCCCUUCCUCUAAUCAGAUUUCUUAGUACACUGAUAAAGUGAAAGCUGAGCAUUUACCACUUGUGACAUAACACAGGCAAAGCUGAAGGUCUCCCCCUCUGUCACUUAAAAUGGUUGAAGGGGGGGUAGGCACAAGAUUAAAACUUACUUUUCAAACUGCUAGCAUAAUAAUAAGAGUAAGGGGAGUGGUUACUUAGUUCUGUUGCUUCUGAAUAGUCCAGUAAUGAAAGAAACAUAGGGACUUUGAAAUGUGGUUGGUUUUUACUGACAGUACAUUUUUCUAUUUCUUUCUCUACAAAUUUUCCUCUGUUUUAUACUGGUUCACAUGUGCAUGAGUUCUCUGGUUAAGCAGCAGUAAGCAGUUUCAUUGUUUGGUAACAACCUGUCUUAUGCUGUCUCUUUCCCAGGAGGAAGAAAAAAAUACUUUAUAAUCAGAGUUGACAUGUUUUUACUAUUUCUUUAAAUAUAUGUUCCUACUAGCUUAGUGCAACUUAACCAGGUUAAUAUUUUGUGGUCUUGCACCACCCCCAUGCUGCAUCUCACUGACAUUUUAAAAAGAAAUCUUCUAAAAUGGCAACUCCAGAGGGCAAUACUCUAGGAAGCAAUACUAUAAGCAACAGUGUUUACUAGUUUUCCUCUGAGUAUUUAUUUCUAAAAAUAAACAUUAUGCUCAUAAUAGCUGUGGAACCAAUUUCAAGCUUUAAUAAACCUAGCUCAUGAAAAAUAUGAAGUGAUAAAUAUGUUAAACUGCAUAUAAUUUUUAAUGUAAAAAUAAUUUACCAAAGCAAAAUGGCUUAAUUUUGUGAACUAAUCCCAGGCAGCUACAUCCCAGGAUUUACUGAAUGUAGAGCUUCAACUCUUCCAGUCCUUCAGAAGAUCUAAAUGUCUUAUUAAAAUCUGUUUUGCCUUUCAGUGAGGCUACUGGCCUAUAUUACAUUUCAUGCUUGUAUCUAACAAGAAAUAAAGAAUCUUUCUUGUUUUUCUAGGGGUGGUACAGUAUAUAUUCUAUUUAUUUGUACUACAGUUAUGUGCUAAAUGAAGUCCCCAAGACAGACUGUUAGAGAGUCAGGAAGGGAAUAUUUCAGCUGAAUUUAUAGUGGAGUUGGUGCUUGUCUGGGAAAAUUUCAGCAGGUAGGAGACUGGAGCACUGCUGCACUGCAUUUCACAGCAACAGAGAGCAAGGAAGUCACUGUCCCUGCUAGCAGCAGAUUCCCUCAGGCCUCCCACCCUGGUACCCUGCUGCUUCUACCCCAUGUUAGAGAGGAAGCAACUGCAAGAUGUGUUUUCAGUAGGGAAUCUCCUUCAGUAUAGCACAUCCUGAAGGAGGUCAGGGCUAUGAAGCUACAUGCAGUUACCUGGUACUUAGCUUCCUUCAGAUCACUUCAGCAGUGGUGUGUCUAGAGCUCCUGGAAUACCUUAUUUCAGAAGUGAGAAAUGCUUUUUUUAAAAGCUCUGAGAAGAUGUUUAUACAACUUGAAUCCUGUAUUUGCUCUUAGAACUUUUCCAGACUAACAGGCAACUUGGGUUGAAAGCACAGUUGACCUCUCUGUAAGGAAAAGGUAUUAAGAAUGAGAGAGUACUACAGGCAGAAUACAAAUUCAGCUUUCAGAUUGAAGUACUUGUAAAGAAUGGUGUUGGGUAAAGGGUUGCAUUAGUUACUUUUCUCCUUUAUUCUUUGUAACAGAAAAGGACAUGGAGAAACAGAAACCAUGGUUUGUGCACAGUCUGUAAGAAACCUGUAAAAGAAAAGCUGAGAGCCAAAAAAUAACAGUAUAAACAGCCAAGACACUGUCACUCAUUUUAUUUGCAUAUACAAAUUGACACCUCGCUAUUAAAUGUAGACAAUACAGAAGCAUUAAAAACAAGUACUAUUAAAAACCUUAAAAAACACAUAUUGCUUCAAGCUUAGAUGCUAUUUCCCCUAUAAUUCUUUAAAGUGAAUCCAGUGCUAACAGGAGCUGAGGCAGCUUCCCAUUCUCUCCUAUCCCUACUUUUAUAGGUGCUAUUGUCAAGGUGUUAAGUCAGGCUCUACAUAUGGCUUUGCUGCUGAGUGCAGAAACUGAGCUGGAAAGUAAGUUGGCACAUGCAGGUUUACUGGACAGCUCCUCAGAUUGCUAGCUUUUGGUCCUCAUGGUUAUAAAAAAAGGUCAGAGGCCUUUAUAAUUCAGUUUCAUGUUAAAAAAUUAGAAGGGCAGGUGUGUUUCCCUACAUGGUAAAACUUGGUUAAUAUGCAUUGGCUAUCUUCAUAGAAUUCUUUACUAAAAAUUCAGGUCUGAUCCUAACAGUUAAGUUUAGCUCUAAAUUAAAUAUCACCCUGACUAUUUCAGACUUCCAGUAAAGAAAUCUGGAGUUCAUAGCUGCAAAGAUGUGACAGCAGUGGCUGAACAGGCAUGCUACUGUACUUCACAGGGACACUCAUAUGCAGUUUUCAUUGCAACAUUUCACAUUGUAAACACUAGUCUAUACAACACUACAGUUAAAUUGCAGCAUUACACAUUGUGCAGGUCUCAUUUCACUUAGCUAAAAGUGUUUCCAGAAACUGAAGGGAGUAAACUUUCAUGAAGACUGGACAACUGAGUAUUAACUGCAUUCUUACAAAGUUUUACUUUAAAACAGGUGUGUGAGAAGUUUCAUCACUUGACUGAAUUCAACAAUCUAUUUCAAGACAAGUCAGAACGUUCUUAAUUGAUAUUGUAAACAUUCACUAAGUUUUCCACUUUUGAGCAAGUUAAAUUUAAUGCAAAACAGCCUAUUCUAUCAAUCCAUGAAAUGCAGCUAAAGCUUCUGUGUUUUAGAAAACAACAUCAAAUUUCAUGUCAAAACACAAAAAUGGCUUUCCAGACUUUGGCGUGGCACAUCAAAUACUCUGCAUACACAACUUUGAGUGAUCAGGACUAUACUAUUUCACACAGUCUAAGAGUCAAAUACCCAAAUGUAAGAAAGCUACCUAAUCAGCAGAAUAAUUUGCCCCUCACUUCAGGCAUUAUGUUUCUCAAUUAAGAUAGUACCAACAUUACAAUCAAGAUUAUUUUCAGCUAUAGACCAUUUGAAAAACGUAAGUGACUCACAUAACCCAAUUAGUGCCACUACUGUCUAACAAUUUUUUUUUUUUUUUGCUGGGAACAGCUCUUGUCUAAGCAAGGAUAAAAACAAGAGCAUCUCCUCAGUACAUAGCUGUAUAGAUGCUGUUGAAUAUUUCUAAUGUUCUACAGACCAUGACCAAGUUGGAGACUUCUCAGGCUUGGUACCCAGUAUCCAAGGCAGAAAACAGUUAGUUAAAACCUUGGAACCAAAAUCUAGUAGGAAAUGCAGCUUAUCCGAGAAUGAGUACUUAAGGCAGGAUUCUUGGCUCCCCCCAUUCUCAUUGGGAACUCUAGAAACUGGCAUGGAAAGCAUGGCAAGACAAGUUCCACCAAGGAACCUGCUUAAUGCAACAAAGUGUACUGAGGGCACAUAGUUCAUCUGCCAGUUACAUGAAGUCCACAAAGACAGAGGUGUGUAUGUAUGUGGUGUUCUGCACAACAAGGCUGUUAGGUACUUCUGAGUGCUUUGAUUCUGUUGUUCAUAGCUAGGGUGGAUCUCUGAACUGAAACAGCAUCAAAGCUGCUUAAAUAGCUGCUGUAAGUAUGUUUAAAUAGGAAAAAUGGUAUACAAAGAAAUAAAAUCUUCUGUGGAAUAAAAACAUCCUGUUGGAUAAUUUCACCUCGGUUUGGGAUGCUGUUUUGAAAUUUUAGGAAGUUCUAAACUGUGGUUUGCUGAGAAAUUCUAAUAGUCAUUCUUCAUGGAUAAGACAACCAUACUUUCUGAGAUUUAAAAGUGCAAGAUCUCUGGUAGGCAAUCUUGAAUGUGAGCUGUUUGGAUUUUUAAAGUAAGUUAUAUGCUUGAAAAUCAGGUUAUAAUUUCACAGACUCUAAAACUUCUUAGUAAAGGUUUCAUUAAUCUUAAUUUCAAUCUUACUGAUAUAAUAAGAUUAGAAGGCAACAAUACUUGGUCUUCCCACAAUUACUUGAAGAUCUACAAUCAGACUUCACUAAGCAUUUUAGCUGUCUCUGUUGCAGCAGCAGUUCUAGUCCUGCUUACUCAGUGAGAUUGUGUAGUGAAGCACAGACCAGCACAGGCUUCUGCUGCAGCAGUGUAAGUGCGCUUCCUGUGAGAAAUUGUCUAGUCUGUAAAAAGCAAGCUUCAAAACUGUUAAAGUAAGGUAAACAACAUAUAUAACUAACACACUGCACAUCUGAACAAAACUUUGAAGCUCAUAACCAUAGUCACCUGCCUAAAGCUUAAUUUUCAGACAAAUCAAUCAUUCACAGCAGCUUGAGUUUAAAAAAGAACACAACACCACACUGUGGGUUUGACAGACAGUGUAUGUAAAAGAAAGACCUAUAAAGUGAAAGCAUCCAAACUCCAUUAUGUACUCUACUGAAGGAUAUCCUCUCCUUCCUCCCCUAGCUCUCACCCCCCUUAUUAAGGAGUUAUGCACCAACCUUGAGGCAGAAGGCUAAGGCUCCUCUACUUCAUCUAAAUUUUAUAAAAAAUGUUUAAGUUAAAAACCUCUAAUAGUACACUCAUACAGUACCACCAAAUGGAAUACAUAUUGCAGUCUAACCCACUGAACAUAGAUAGAUAAUCAUAAGUAAUAAAAAAUAGACUUCACUAAACAGAAGCCAGCCUGCUCUGAUAAACCAGCAUUUACAUGAUUAAGCACAGAAUAAGUGUGACCACAAGCUCAGUACAGUGGUGCCAAGUUGAUACUCAUAGAACAAGCAGCUGCUUUUUGAGCAGCAGCUAUCAGGUGGUGAUUGUCUUUAUAAGUUAUUCAGUGCAACAGGCACAGCAACAGCAAAAUAACUCUGCAGCUGUUUCUUGUUCUGGAAGUAUUUUAUUACAGAUAACAUUGGAAGCAGCAAUGAAAAUUAAGAAUCAGCAGAUUUACUAAUUUUUUUUUGAAAGCUUCUGUAUACAGACAGUACUUGGCAUUUGUCUGUCUGAAGCAUCCACACCCAAUAGUGCUGCUUACCACACCCACUUGCUUUCCUGUUGCCCAUUUUAAUAUAUUUAUUUUGGUAGAAGUAUUGAUUUAAUAGUAACAUAAAUGCAAAGGCACCUCCAUCACACCUUUCGAGUUCCCCCUCCCUCCCCAC
Molecule: messenger RNA, 8360 nt
Organism: Phasianus colchicus (ring-necked pheasant)
Lineage: Eukaryota; Metazoa; Chordata; Aves; Galliformes; Phasianidae
Gene: RAB4A
Product: RAB4A, member RAS oncogene family
Biological process (GO): Rab protein signal transduction
Molecular function (GO): GTPase activity; GTP binding
Source: RefSeq, a predicted model, not a curated record